GGUGGCUGACAGCUAAUUUUGACAAAUUCUGAAUUUUUUAUUAUUUUCGUUUAUCGAUAGGUAAUAAAAUCAAUUAAAAUUAAUUAAACAAAACAUUUCUCUUUCUGCGUAAAUGUCGAAAACGUCUAUGAAACAUUACAUGUUAGUGACAAUUUAGAAAAACCCAGUAAGUGGGUGGAUUUUUAUAUUUGUGUCAUGCCUGCAAAGUUGUCUAAUUUCGCUGAUGAUGAAAAAUGAAGGGUGUUGAUAACUCCCCAGCUGAUCGUGAAGGGAUGACAAACAAACCGAUAAUAACAUGUGCAGGAGACUGGAAUUUAUUUUGCACAUUAGAGGCGCCCCUGGUGGCUGCUAUCCCUCAGGAUUCCUGUGAAUGGAGGCGUUCAUAUGGACGCCCUCCUAAAUCUGUUUACUUGGAAGCAUCUUUUAUAAAAUACAACAAGGAUAAAGUAGCAGCGGAGCAGAAUUUGUUGAAGCGUCCUAUCUUCCAUAUUUACUGGACAGACUGUGUGGACAUAGAAUACUACAAAACUACCCUCCGAGAAGAUGUAGAAACAUGGCUGAAGCAACUGGAAAAGAAUGGCAUCACCGAUUGGAUGAUAGUUUUAGUUGAAACUUACGACAUUCGCAAAACAAACAAGCUCCUUCCAAGAACAACGGUCUUGGACAAAAUAAAAGGAGAUUUUGCUGUCAAACAGACUGAGGAUAGAUUUCUUUCCGUAAUCAAUCCUAUCAAGUCUGAAGCAAGGAGUGCGGAAUCAUGGCGUGCAUUGGUAGCAAAGAUCAGGCAUUUUGUACUGGUUGCGUACAACAAGGCAUUGAUAAAGUUCGAAGAGCACAUGAGAGAGCAAAGAGAGAAGCGAAAUGACCCAGAAUGGGAUUUUUGUAAAUACUUUAUUUUACAGGAACAACUAGCAUUUGUAUUAGAAAUGCUAGGUUUGUAUGAAGAAGCAUUAGUCCAGUAUGAUGAAUUAGAUGCAUUAUUUUCACAAUUUGUACUCAAUUCCAACGUGACAGAGAGCCCGAAAUGGCUCGACACGUUUAAGCAGCCAGUGACGUCAUGGCAGGCAGUGAGACUGACCGCCUUGGUGCCCCAGCAUUUAAGGGAGCUCAUAAUUAAGAAAAAGGCGUCGCUUUUAGACUUCAGAAGCUACCUCUUCCAACGUCAAAGUGCCAUGUUAUUGCUAAUGUUUAAACCUUGGGAGAUCGCUUCCCUCUGUCUGAGUACCGUCCAAAACACGCUCGUGGAGUUGUCUCUACUGAGUGUAAGCGUCGUAGAGGGCGCUGCUGCUUGCUGGGCCCAGUUGGCGUGUGCGGAGACCCUUAGGGCCUGUGAGAGGCUCGCAGCGUCGAAUAAUGCUUUGGAGAUGUGUACCGCCACUCAGGCGCCGUUACUACAUAAUGCUAAAGACAAGCUCCACGAGUUAGGAAAACUCUGCGGACUCCUCCCAGGCUCUCCCGAUCCCACAUCAGAACAGCUCCAUCUAGUGGUAAUGCUGUCAGCCGGCAUGGGCGACAGCGAACCCAACAACCAGCAGCCCACACCUACUGACAGGCUGAAGGAAGCGCUUCUCAGCAAGACUAGCUUCCAGCAGUAUUAUCUGGAGUUGGCUGAGUUAGCUAUGGGGACGUACAAGCAUAUUGGGAGGUUAAGACUGAAGGAAGCGCUGCUCAUCAAGAUUAGCUUCCAGCAGUACUAUCUGGAGUUAGCUGAACUGGCCGUGGGAACGUACAAGCGUAUUGGGAGAUUAAGGUAUGUAAGUCUACUUCAGAGCAAGUUUAGAAGUGACCGGCUGAAGGAAGCGCUGCUCAGCAAGACUAGCUUCCAGCAGUAUUAUCUGGAGUUGGCUGAGCUGGCCAUGGGGACGUACAAGCAUAUUGGGAGGUUAAGAUUCGCCCGUCUCAUAGGCCGGGACCUCGCAGCGUUCUAUUCCGAACUAGGCGAGACAAGCAAAGCGGUGGUAUUCCUCAUGGAUGCUCUCCGCUCGUACGAGGAGCAAGGCUGGAAGGACCUGGCAGCCCAGACGAGGCUCGAGCUGGUAGCAGCCGCUAAGAAGAUGAACGAUGUAGAUAGAUAUACAAAGCUCUCUGCAACAAUAGCGUGUACAGCCGAAUUAGAGAUUCUAGUCAGAAACUUCUACUUCGAAGAGAUGAUGAACUCUAUAAGAGUGGACCUCAACGAAAGGACCGAAUCUGUCCUAACAGAGCUCAAUGACUGCUUCAAGAUAAUCUCAGCAACCCUCGUGCCGUCCGAUCGUGGUGUUUAUAUCACUGAGAACAAGGUGCAAUGUUGCUUGCUCGUCGAGUCGCAUUUCUCGAAAGAUGUCAACUGCACUCGAGCGGCGAUCAGCAUAGAAUCUUGUAAGGAGGAGAAGCAAGACAAAAAGACGCCGGUCAAAAGCUAUAAGACUGAUUUAAAUGUUAACGGUAGUGUAAGUACUCAGACUAACCUGCAGCGGAAGACGUCAGACGUGUCGACCGACAGUGACGUGUGCAACCUAAUAAGCAGCAUAAGACUGGACGAUUUAAAACCUAAGAAUCCUUUGCUAAACCCUUUACAAAUUACUUCUAAACUACUCUACAAGGAGGACAAGACUCUACAGAAAGCCACCAUCGAGUGUCAGAACCCAAAAGUGACACUAAAACGUUCUGACAGUAGUAAAUAUAGGAAACCUUCAGCCACAACGAGAAACAACUUCUUAACAUCGCUAGCGCUAGAAAAUGUUGUUCUAAAACCUGGUUUGAACGAGUUAAAACUGGAGUAUACUGCAAAUCAAUGUGGUACAUUUAAACUGGGACAAGUGUCGCUACUGGUUGAGGGAAAAUUGGAGUUUCUGUCAAAUGUUUUGAAUAGUACCAAGGUUGGGUUCGAUGUGGUGACCCAAGGUGUGAAUGUGUACUUGAACAAAAUAGAGCCGAAGAAGGAUUUAGUGGCGGGUCUAGAACAUUCUAUGGAACUAGUCAUUACUAGUGGCAGUGCGCAGUUGAAAGAGAACACCUCAAUCCUCCUCAAGACAUCAGCAGGCCUGCUCAUCCGGUUCGCUGAUGACGACACAGCGAUGACGCGAGAGCUGUCGAUACCAGUGCCGCCUAGCAAACCGUUUGAAACCACCAAAGUGCCGCUCAGACUGUUUGCUAGCUUGCAACCGAAGAGGGAGAAGAGUAUUGAACAUACUGUAUGGCUCAACUGUCCAUGGUGGGAGAACGCGACAGAAGUGCCACUCCACUUCUCACCCCCCAUGGUGGCGUCAUGGCGUCUGCUGACGUCAAACACCAGGAAGUUCAUACACGUCACGCUGAAAUCCGCUGUGGCGCACUUCAUACAGUUUGUGUUGACCGAGCCGAAGCUGGAGUGUGAUGGGAAUAAUACCGUGUCAGAUUUGAACCCGAAGAAUGUUAGUGAAAUGAUGGUAGCAUCAGACGGAACCACAGCUUCCUUUAUGUGGGAGCUCCUUAAAGACCCUUUAGUCAAGGCUGGGCCCAUGAAGGCCACAUUCAGCGUGCUAUACAGAUUGGUAGACCUGGACGAACCUCCCAGAACGUUCUCCUGCCCGUUUGAUAUCCAGGACUAUACGACUCUCUUCGUGAUCAGGACUAAGUUGGAACCUAGUAAGGGAUCGGACUUUUGUAGGGCUUCGCAAGUGUGCUGUUUGCAGCUGAGUGUACAGAGGGUAAACGAAACAGAAUACACAUCGCUUAUGUACGAAGUGUUAGCAGACCAGACGAUGUGGGCUGUUUUGGGGCGGACUGCAGGUGUAAUAACAAUGGAGUCAAACUGCACGGAGGCUCAGAGCGUGACGCUAGAUGUAAUGCCACUGGUAGCAGGCUACCUACCGCUGCCCACCGUGCGAUUGUCCAAAUACAUCGCGGCCAAUACCAAAGAUCCAAAGAAAGACAUCUCCGCGCAUCCACGUCUAGAGCCGUUCAGUCCCGGACAAGUCUAUCACGCGGGCAAGGCGAAACAAGUCCACGUGUUAGCGCCCAUGCCUAAGGAACACCUGGACCCUAACAUGAUGUAACACUCGACGAGAUAGCUAGGUAUCCACCUGGACCAUAUGUGGAUGUAACACCCGACGGGAUAGCUAGGUAUCCACCUGGAGCCAACGUGAACACCCGACGGGAUGACGAGGUAUCCAGAUGGACUCUAACUGAUGUAACACCCGACGAUAUGGCUAAGUAUAGCUGGAUUGUAAUAGGAUAUAACACCUGACGGGAUAGCCAGUUGUCCAGUGGGUCUAGACAAAGUGCAAAUUAUAAUCGCAAACCAGUCGAAAAGUGGUCGAAAAGCCCCUUUUUUGUAUGGAGUUUUGACGGAUUCGAUUUUCGAUUCGAUCAAAAAGUGCGUUUUGUCUAAGGGGGCAGGGAUUAUGUAGCCAUAGCAGCUAGGUGACGGGUCUUAACCAUCUAAUAGGUAUAAUAAUAUGCUGAAAAUUUUCAUCUUUCUGACAGCGAGAAUCAUAGACAAAUCUUAAAUAUUUAAAGUGCACUAUUCCAAACAUGCAAGAAGUAAAAAAUAAAUAAAAAAAAGUUUUGAUGACUCGGCCCCUAGUUGCCAUCGGUCAAAGUUAACUAUACUAUACUGUCUAUAGAAAAGUUACGAUUGAAACGAUCGAGAGAAGCGAAAACGAAUCGAAAGCUAUGAUAUUAUUAGAUAGUGACGAUAAAAAAUAUCUUCAAAAAGAUGUGGGAAUUUGGGCAGUCUGUUCAUUUGUAUAGAAUUGUAUGUUUUUAAUAUACAAAGGUAGUGUAGGUUACAGUAAUGUAGGUUCAAGAGAAAUAUAAAAUGGGCAAUUGGAUCGAAAUAAUGGGUGCAAUGAUUGAGUUAAAGGGUUUUCUUAAAACGAGUUAACGAUUUGUUUUAGUGAUUCAAUUUUAAACCGAGCUUGGCAUAAAUAAGAAAAUAUAAUAAUAACUUAAAGUUAGUAUAGCAAAUACUGGUGCGACUCGCUAUGCUUCUUUUAUCCUAUCCUAAUAGUGAAAAAGCUUAUACGUUUUUAAACGCCUGCUUUGCUUACAAAUCUCUUACAGAAAUGUAUAAUCCCUAGUGCCAUCAAAUAAUCUUAAUCAUAGCUUUAAAAUGUAGACUUCAAUUUAACCCUACAAAAAACCUUAAAACUUUUUAGAAAAACUUUCAAAAACCGUUUUAAUGAAUGUAACAAAAAAUUACAUCUAUGUGCUCGUACCGUUUGAAAGUUUUUGUAUUGGCUAGGUAAAAUAAAAGCUAAAGAAGUGUAAUAUUGUGUAUUUGCAUUACCACAUGGCUAGCGCGGCACUUUGCGACAUGUUCGCAAUAUUAAAGAAAAAUGAGCGGACAACGAAAGUUACGCGGUAUGGAAACUCCUACAAAUGUUAAUAAAAAAAAUUCUUUGAAACAUAAUAUUCAAAUUGUCUUAUACAAGCUCAAAACAUUCAGUCCAGCUAAUUUAAGUAGUAAUUGGAUGUGGUAGUGUAGAAGUAGCUUAAUUGUUAAAUUAAUUAAAAAUUAACAGUUGCUCUGCCCAAUAAUACUACAAGUGUGAAAACAUUAUUAAGGAAAAAUAGUUUACAUUUUAGAAUAACGUGUAACUGGAAAAGUGAAACUUAUUCUGAUCGAAACGGAGUUGUAACUUGAACUUUGUAUUGUAAACCUUUUUAAUUAAUUUCUUAAUAUCGACAGAUAAACAUAAAAAAAUAAUGUAGGGUUUAUUUGUAAUCACCAUCCCAGUGAUAUGUUCAGAAAUGAAAAUCUGUUGGACCACCAUACAUUGUGAUAAGUAUAUUCCUUGUAAGGUUAUAUGAGUAUGUAUAAUGCGUAUUAAAAUGCUCUAAUUGUAUGUAGUCCUAAAUUUACUUAUUCUAAUUUAAUUCGAAAGAAUGCUGAAAUUUGUACAUGUAAACAGGUUUUUAUUACCGAAUAUUUCUGAAUUAUUUCUGGGCUAGAUAUGAAAACAUAGUUGUCUACUUUAAUUUAUAGGAAACUAGCUGACCCGGCGAACUUCGUACCGCCUUAGCGUAGAGAUUUUCUUUAUAUUUUUUUCCGUAAAAACCUUGUACAGAGUAUUAGAAAACUACAAAAAAAAAAUCAGCCAAAUCGGUCAAGCCGUUUUCAUGUUAUGUCGUGACAACGGAAAACGGGUUUCAUUUUUAUAUAUAUAGAUAAUAAAUAUAAUGCGACAUUUAUGUGCUUGCCAAAUGUAUCCAUGGACAGCCAUAGACCACAAAGAGUUUGUGAACCAGAGACUAACAAGGGAAGCCACGCCCACUUCUCUAUAAUUCGAUGUUUUAUCUGUGGAAUGCCAAUGGAUACGUAUGGUCAGCACUUUUUAAUGAACUUUUUAAUAUUGUGACAAAGUAAUAUUGGUGUUAAUAGAAAAUGAGCUUUGUCGUCUUGCAUAAGAGUCGAUAUUAGAAUUUUUACUUAGUUAUGUGCUAGAAAAAAAGCUUAGAUCGUACGGUUCGGGUAUUUACAUUAGUAAUGAAAUGAUACAGGCACACAGCGGCAUGGCGCUAACGUUUCUAGCGAGGGGUAGGAAUAAUGAAGCUUUUGCCGUUGUGUAUUCAAUUUUUUACUGUGUAGAAGUAAUUUCAGAAACCACAUUUUAUAAUCUUAGCUUUUAGAUCACUCAUUUAGCGAACGACGAUCCCCUAUUGUAAAGAGAUGAGAUGACUUUUAGGAAUUCGCAAUUUAGCCCAGUGCCGGACUAAGGGACGCGGUCUUUUGUUUUAAACCCUAAAAAUGCUAGUGCACCUGCAACGAUCGGCUUCUGCAUAAAUACAAGCACUCAAAUAAGCCCCAAUCUUCAAAUGCCAUAAUGUUUCGACGCCACAACGAUUUUAUUUUGGCUAGUCUCUUUCUCGUCUUCUCUUAUAGUAACGUUUCUUAAGUUGUACAUAAUAAAAUUUGGUGCUAGGAUUACAAAGUGUCACACCAAAUUGUUUUAUAAAACUAUAGCAACAUGGUUUAAUUUAGGUUAUUUAGGUUUAUGUGUUUUUGUAUAUCUUGUUAUAGUUAGUUGUACAAGUUAAACUUUCGUAUAAUUGCAAUUUUCAAUUUAAAUAUUACUUGCUGGUGAAUGCCGAAAAAUAUUGUAUAAGGUAUAUAAUAUAACGACUUCACUGGAUGUUGUUUGUUUCUAUUGUUAUGUAUUUAAUCAAUGUGUUUAAAAAUAAACGUAUGUGUUAUUCAGCUGAGAUGAUGAAAAAAACGUCAUAAUAGUUUUAAUAAUGAUAUCUGCAUGUAAUUUUCAUCACAUACAACUUUGAAACUACUAUCAGUGUCAUACAAUGUAUCAUCAAUGAUCCUUAAUUUUAUUUUAGUUGACGAAAACUUGGUGUUUAAAUACUAACAUAGUCAACUACAUUGAAGUAAACUAUUUUUUUUUUAAAUAGUUGUUUAACAGUUGUGGACCUGAUAAUGAAAAAGCCUUUUUGUAAUAAAUUAAAUCUGUUCUUUAUCCCAAAGAUAUACACAAUGCUUUAAUAUUAAAAUUGUCAUCGAGUAUAUAGAAUUCUUGAGCAAACAUUUUCAUAAUGCAUUUAAUUUGGCUGUAAGAAAUUCAUUUUUCAAAAUUGUGUGCUUUAUUUUUAAAUUAUUAUUUUAGUUGUAGGUGUUUAAAGGAAUGAUAUACUCAAUUUUCGUGUAAUUGUUGCAAUAUUACUAACGUUAGAGGCUUAAGUUUAUUCGUUCCAACUAACGGAAAAUAUUAACUUUGAUGGAGAAGUUUCUGUAUAUUUUAGCUAUAUUUCUUAUGAUGAGACUAUUUAUGACUAUGUUUAUUCUCACGGUUGAUUUAAGAGAUACGAACGAAAUUAUAAUUUUAUGAUUGAUCAAUCGCCUUUAAAAAUUAUAAACCUAUCUUGUAACAACGAUUUACACAUCUUUCACCCAAUGGCAUCCUGUUUUUUUUUCGUUAGUAACUAAAACGUUAAAUACUUCGCUUAUGAAAGUCUGAGCAUAAAUUAUUACAAACACACCUACAAAAUGGAUGUAAAUAUUUAUUAAAGUCUACUGUAUAACUGAAGAUUGUAUUUAUGUUUCAUACUAUGUAUAAUACUUAGAAUUAUCAAUAUAAUGUUUAU
Messenger RNA from Ostrinia nubilalis (European corn borer), 8055 nucleotides. RefSeq names its product trafficking protein particle complex subunit 10 (gene SIDL). Gene Ontology annotation, biological process: early endosome to Golgi transport; intra-Golgi vesicle-mediated transport. NCBI's taxonomy places the organism in Eukaryota, Metazoa, Arthropoda, Insecta, Lepidoptera, Crambidae. The record is from RefSeq and is a predicted model, not a curated record. The transcript is spliced from 17 exons. Gene Ontology annotation, cellular component: TRAPPII protein complex. The coding region runs from base 234 to 4016 and encodes 1260 amino acids.